Messenger RNA from Paramecium pentaurelia, 700 nucleotides. NCBI's taxonomy places the organism in Eukaryota, Ciliophora, Oligohymenophorea, Peniculida, Parameciidae. The record is from the annotation of a GenBank genome assembly.
AUGGCUCAAUUAUUAGGAAUUAUUUAAGAAUCAAACUAACUUCAUUUAUAAGAUUUAAUUUCAAACAUUCACUCUACCACUAAAUUAAUAGAAAAAAAAGGAAACGUAUUAAAAAAAAGAAGAGAUACCCUUCUUACAAUCUUGAAAGAUUUAAAAGAAAAUGAUACAAAAUUAGCAGAUUCUAAGAUAUCUUGUAGUACAGCACUCUAUUCUUCAAUGAAUGAUGAUAGUGAUUUGAUUCAAAAACUAUAUGAAGAAAUAUCAAAUAAAGAUUAAUAGAUUUAAGAAUUAAAAGAUUAAGUAGACACUCUCACUAUUUAAUUACGGAACUCUCAAGCUUGUAAUGAAGAAAUGCAAUAUCAAUUAUAAUCAAAGCAUUAAUAGUAAUAUCAAAGGGAGAAUAAGCAAAGUUAAUCUAGUAUUAAAAUACAAUAUAAACUUAGUGAUUAUUCCAUCAUUAUCUUAAAGUAUUUAACAAAUAAGCAAUAAUCUUGUUCAGACUUUAUCUACAAAUUCAAGUAAAUCAAUUGAGUAUCCAAAAUCAAAAGAAGAAAUGUCCAAAAUGAUUAGAAGAAUUUCUAUGUAAGCUGCGGCUUCUGCUCAUAUUCUUGCAGCAAAAGGUGAUUAUACUUCAUUAUAAAUUGCUCGUGAAGAAAUUCUCAGUUAAAAAAGCGUUGGAUCUUAAAAAUCAUUUAAAUGA